Messenger RNA from Tripterygium wilfordii, 1869 nucleotides. RefSeq lists its product as uncharacterized. The transcript is spliced from 4 exons. The coding region runs from base 175 to 1599 and encodes 474 amino acids. The record is from RefSeq and is a predicted model, not a curated record. Lineage: Eukaryota; Viridiplantae; Streptophyta; Magnoliopsida; Celastrales; Celastraceae.
CUUUGACUUCGCCUAGAGUCCGAUUUAUAGUCUCAAACGCAGCCAGAACCAAGCAAAUUAAGUCAUCUAAAGCCCACCUCAUCUCUUCAUCUCUUGCAAAACCCCUCAAUCUGAGCCCCAGAAAAUGUCAUUGAAAUCCAUAUAGUCUUAUCGGAAUCUGAAACCCAACCUAAAAUGACCAUGGAUCGGAUCCAAUCCGUUACAGUAUUAUCCAUCGAGUGCCUAAAAGGCAGCUCCAAAGCCGACGAGUGGACCGGAGACAUGCUUCAGACUGGAGACAUAGUUGAGCAGAUUAAGAUCGGGUCUGGCUCCGGAUCUGGAUACGCCGUGUCCUACACGUCGCCGUUUAAGAACGGGAAGAGCGGCGUCCAGAAGAUUUUACACAACGCAUCCAAAGAGAGGCUGACGUCAAUUCUGGUCCGAGUCAGGCGUGGCAUCGACGAGUUCGUGGAAUUGCAGGCGUGUAUUGUGCCGGAGCCCGGUUCGAAGAAGCAGUACGCUUUAAGGUCGAUUGGCGAUCCGAAUUACGCCGUCGGGUUCUCCGACCGGACCGAAGCCGAAUGCUUGCAGAUGCAGGCUUCUAGGAGCUCCAGGAUGGUCAAUGCGUUGUCCAGGGCUAAGCUUCAAGAUGGAUAUGUCUCGUACCCAUGGGGGAGAAGGAUGCAUGAGGUUCUAUCAGUACCGAAUUCAAGCUGCUUUCUUUCUGUACUUCUCCUUCCAAAGGCUUCAGACCAAGUUGCUUCUCGGUACAAUGACUUGGAGGACACACUUGCAAGGGCAAAUGUUUGGCUAAAUGCAUCUCAAGCCUCUGGGGUUCCCAUCGUCUUCAUGAAUAUUCAGACUGAGUCCCUGCUUACCAAGAUAUCUGGAGAAACAGCCUCCUCUACUGUGAAUGCUGGAUCAUUAUCUGACCUGUCCAAUCUUGCAAAUGCAAGCUUGUACGGUUUCGAGGAUUAUCAUGGGGUUGAUAUUGGUGUUGUCAGAGCAGUGCGUCUCUGGUAUGCUCCUCUUGUUGGGGAGUUUGCAAUUGAGAUCAAAAUAAAAGAAGGCGACUUGAAGCUUGGGUUUGCCAUUAGUCGCACAGACGAGGGAUUUAUCUACAUUUCAUCAGUUAUGGAUGGUAGCGAAAAUGUAGCGUCUUCAAGGUCGGGACUCAACGUUUUGUACAAAGAGGCAGAGCGUGCGUCUAGGCUUCUGGUGCUCUCUAGAAUAUCAAAUGAGAAGGUCCUUCCAUGGAUGGUUUCUUCAACUGGAGCCAUUCGAUGUUAUGACACUGUUUCUCUGAGCCAGAAGCUCUCACUGCACCGGCAUGCCAAGGUCCCUAUACUUCUUCAUGUGUUCUUGUGGGACCAAACAUUGGCUUCUAUGAGCGGAGGCAGCGCUAGAUCCAGUGUCGCAUCACCUUCUGUGCAGCCAUUUCCUCCUGAAGUUCAAUUAACACGCCCUCCUAAUGAUAAUCAGAUACUGCCGUUAUCAUCUGAAGUUCCAGAUGACAGAGAAGGCAUCAGCGACGGAUCAGAGCUCAGAUUAGAGCGGGACACGGCUGGAGAGGCCUCCUUCAGAUUUCAUGAUUUUUCCGUUACAAACAAUUGGGUAUGAGCUAGUUUUGUUUUUGCUUUCCAUUUUGUACAUAUAUAUAUAUAUAUAAUAUAGUGAAAAGCAGUGGUUUUGAUGAAGAUUGGUCUUCUUUGCUCUAGUCAGGAGUUUCAGGAAUAAGAAAAAAAAACUACAGAACACUCGGUGUCACACAAUGGAUGCCAAAAUCAGUAAAUAAUUGUCGGUCAUUUCCACAUAUGUUGUUUCAUAUAUGUAACAGUAACUUUGUGACAUUCAUUUUUUCUUUAUCCCAAGUUCUUCCUCCUUUUAUAA